This is a messenger RNA of Astyanax mexicanus (Mexican tetra), 2791 nucleotides long. RefSeq lists its product as uncharacterized. Gene Ontology annotation, molecular function: DNA binding. Gene Ontology annotation, biological process: DNA integration; DNA recombination. The transcript has 5 exons. NCBI's taxonomy places the organism in Eukaryota, Metazoa, Chordata, Actinopteri, Characiformes, Acestrorhamphidae. The record is from RefSeq and is a predicted model, not a curated record. Bases 90 to 2507 code for a protein of 805 amino acids.
AAAAAUGUUGGUUUUAUUUACAGAUUGUGACUGAGUCUGAAAAUGAAAAUGAGACGUUACCAAGACUAAGACGCACUAAAAGCAUCAUAAUGGAAAAUGCUGAUCUGGACAAUUCUGAUGAACUGUAUGAUUCUACUCCAGAGAGUUCAGAUGAUUACAUUCCAGAUACAACUAGCGACAGCGAUAGUGACAGUAGUAGUAGCCUUAAACAAAACUCAAGGAAACGUCAGUCUCUUGAUUUGCCAAGUGACUCUGGAUCAGAUAGAUCACCUGUCUGUGACACCACAACUUCAGACAAAUUGGUUUUUGAAAGGCACCACCUUACAUCUGAAAACACUGAAACAGAAGAAGAACCUUGUUCAAGUCAAAGCAUAAGUAACAGCGUGGUUGUUAGUGCAUGCAAAAAACGAGGUGGGAAGAGAGUGUACGACAAGAGACAUUACUGCGUAUAUUGCCUUAAACCAUUUGCUAAGAUGGCAAGGCAUCUUCAAGGUGCACAUAAAAAUGAAUCUGAUGUUGCUAAAGCGCUAAGCUUUUCAAAAGGUUCCAGUGAGAGAAAGAAACAGCUGGAUUAUAUUCGUAACAAAGGAAAUUACAUUCACAAUGCUACUGUCAUGGAAUCAGGAAAGGGGAAGUUAGUACCCUUUAAGCGACCACCUAAAGAUGAGCAGGGAAAUGACUUCAUGCACUGUGCAUACUGUCAAGGACUAUUUACAAGAAAGGUUCUGUGGCGACAUAUGCGUAGCUGUCAAUUCAAACCUGGAUCAGUCGUCCCCAAACCAGGAAAGAACCGUGUUCAGUCCAUGUGUACAUACACAGGACCUGUGCCUUCACACAUUAGCAAACAGCUGUGGAAAGUAAUCAGCGCCAUGAAUCCUGACCCAGUCACUGAUAUAAUAAAGACUGACCAGGCCAUUAUUGACGUUGGGCAACACUUGCUAAAUAAAGGUGGGCUGUCAGCCAAAAACCAACAGUAUGUGCGAGAGAAGAUGCGAGAAAUGGGACGGCUCAUGUGCAGUGCCAGGAGAGUCACCAGCUUGAAAAAAAUGGAAGAUCUGAUAAAUCCACAAAACUACAUGGAGACUGUUGAAGCUGUUAGAAUCACAUGUGGGUUCAACAAUGAAACAAACAAGUUCUCUGUUCCAUCACUAGCAAACAAGCUUGGAAAUGUCCUAGUUAAAGUAAGCAAACUCUUAAAAGCUCAGGGUUUAAUCACAGAUAACAAGGAGCUUGUGAAGAAUGCCAGUGAGUUUCAAGAAGUUCAUCGGGAGAAGUGGAAUGAGAUGAUUUCAUCUGCAGCCUUAAGGAACAUCAGGGAAGCAAAGUGGAAUGUGCCCACCCUAAUGCCCUUUACCGAAGAUGUCCAAAAACUGCAUGCAUAUCUUAGUCAAGUGCAAGAUGAGUGGUACAAUUCACUCACAGAAAGUCCAUGUACAAAGGCCUGGAUGGAACUGGCAAAAGUGUGUCUGACCCAGAUCAUUCUUUUUAACCGACGCAGGGAAGGAGAGGUGGCAAGCAUGCCGUUAUCAGCAUAUUUAUCUAGAGACACUACCGAUCCACACGAGGAUGUGGACUGGGCGCUCUCUGAAGUGGAAAAAAAACUCUGCAGACACUUCUCUAGGAUCAUCAUCAGAGGAAAACGUGGUCGCCCAGUUCCAAUUCUGUUGACUCCAAAAAUGAUGUCUGCUUUAGAACUCCUUGUUAAACAAAGAGAGGCUUGUGGAGUUCUAAAAGAUAACAGUUACAUGUUUGCAAGACCGGAAGCGGCAACACAUUUCAGAGGUUCAGACUGCAUUCGUGGCUUCGCGAAGGCAUGUGGUGCGAAGUGUCCAGAGUCACUGACCUCAACCAGGCUGAGAAAGCAUGCUGCAACCCUUUCAACGGUGCUAAACAUGACAGACACAGAGAUGGACCAACUAGCCAACUUCCUGGGACAUGACAUAAGAAUCCAUCGUGAGUUCUAUCGACUCCCAGAAAAGACCCUGCAACUUGCCAAGAUCAGCAAAGUUCUUGUGGCUCUCGAGAAAGGACGAUUAGCUGAGUUUCAGGGCAAGAAUUUGGAUGAAAUUGGCAUAGAUCCUGAUGAAAAGGUUCAGGCCAGUGAUGAAGAUGGAAGCAUACAGGAGGAAAUCUGCUCAUCCACUCCUGAUGAACUAUUGGCAGAAGAGACACUUCCUCCUGCAGAGAGGGAAGAAAUGCCUCCACCACCACCACCACCACCACCCUCCAAGAGGUACAAACCAUCAUCAGAAGUCAGUACUAAAAAUCCUUCAUCCAAAGGUAAACCUUUGCAAAAGAAGACUCCAUGGCAGCAGACAGAGGUGCAGGCAGUGGAAAAGCACAUGAAGCGCUUCAUUACAUCUUGCAUUGUUCCUGGAAAAGCUGACUGCGAAAAGUGCAUAAGAGCUGAACCAGAAGCCCUUAAAAACAGGGAAUGGCAGAAUGUAAAAUUUUAUGUCCAUAAUCGCAUUAUGUCACACAAGAGGAAAUUCCAGAAAAAAAUGUAAAGACUUUCAGGUAGGACCAUUUUUGUUCCUGUUCAUGCUUCAGCAAAAUAUACCACAUUGGUGGUUGUUCUGUUGUAUGUAUAUGUUUUAUAUAUAUACAGUGUUAAUUGAUGUUAAUUUGAGUUCAGCUUUACAUAACUCAUAACAACUGGAUUUCAUUGAGUUGUGAUAGUGAAAGUGCUUAAACCUGUUGCUGGGUGAUUGACUGUGGAUAAAAAUAUAAAAACAAAUGCUUGUAUCUGGAAAAAAAAAGAAAAUAAAAGCUCUAACAGUGGGAACUUAAA